AUGCCCAACACAAGUAGCUACAACACUGGCCCCUUCACCCUUUCAGGCAUCCCUGGACUUGAGCAGUACCAUGUCUGGAUCAGCAUCCCUUUCUGCUUUAUCUAUUUGGUGGCCAUCAUGGGCAACAGCAUCCUUCUCUACCUCAUCGCAGUGGAAAACAGUCUGCAUUCCCCCAUGUUCUUCUUCCUUUCCAUGUUGGCCAUGACUGACCUCAUAUUGUCUACCACCUGUGUCCCCAAGACCCUUAGCAUCUUCUGGUUUGGCCCUCAGGAAAUCAGUUUUCCUGGCUGUCUGACCCAGUUGUUCUUCCUGCAUUACAGCUUCGUCUUGGACUCAGCUAUCUUGCUGGCUAUGUGCAUAUCACCCUUGAGAUAUACCACUAUUCUUACACCCAAAGCUAUUGUCAAAAUUGCUGUAGGAAUCUCUUUCCGAAGUUUCUGUGUUUUUGUCCCAUGUGUUUUCCUUGUGAACCGCCUACCCUUCUGCAGGACACACAUCAUUGCCCAUACCUACUGCGAGCACAUCGGUGUUGCCCGUCUGGCAUGUGCAGAUAUCUCCAUCAACAUCUGGUAUGGAUUUUGUGUUCCUAUCAUGACAGUGAUUAUAGAUGUGGUCCUUAUAGCCGUCUCCUACACUCUCAUCCUAUGUGCUGUUUUUCGUCUUCCCUCCCGAGACGCACGCCAGAAGGCCCUGGGCACCUGUGGUUCUCAUGUCUGUGUCAUCCUCAUGUUCUAUAUACCAGCAUUCUUCUCCAUCCUUGCUCAUCGCUUUGGGCACAAUGUCCCUCGCACUUUUCACAUCAUGUUUGCCAACCUAUAUGUAAUUAUCCCACCUGCGCUCAACCCUAUUGUCUAUGGAGUGAAGACCAAGCAGAUACGGGAUAAAGCCAUUCUUCUGCUCUUUCCCAAAUCGUCCCAGUGA
Molecule: messenger RNA, 921 nt
Organism: Peromyscus californicus insignis
Lineage: Eukaryota; Metazoa; Chordata; Mammalia; Rodentia; Cricetidae
Product: olfactory receptor 52H1-like
Exons: 1
Coding region: 1-921 (306 amino acids)
Biological process (GO): G protein-coupled receptor signaling pathway
Cellular component (GO): membrane
Molecular function (GO): G protein-coupled receptor activity; olfactory receptor activity
Source: RefSeq, a predicted model, not a curated record